UUUCCUGGCCUAUAAAUGCCUCCCUUCCCCUUGCAGGAGGGAAGCUUGGAGUUUCCUCUGAGCAGACUUGCUACCUGUGGAGGCCCAGGGACAGGGACCUCUUUCAGGGGGCUGCAGGCAAUGUCCAGGUUCCAGCAGGGGAUUCGUGGGAGUUCUCUCUGCAGGGAAGGAAAGAAGGCCAUGGGGCGAUUCAUCUGCGUGAGCUUCGGCUUGCUGGUCGUGUUCCUCUCCCUGAGUGGAACUGGAGCUGGUUUCUGUUGUCCCUUGGGUUGGUCUUCCUAUGAAGGGCAUUGCUACAGGGUCUUCCAACAAGAGAUGACCUGGGAAGAUGCAGAGAAAUUCUGCACACAACAGCACAAAGGAAGCCAUCUGGUCUCCUUUCGGAGCAGUGAAGAAGCAGAUUUUCUGGUGUCGAUCACCUACCCAGUUUUGAAAGCCGAUUUAGUCUGGACUGGACUGAGGGAUAUCUGGAAUAAAUGCAAGUUGGAGUGGAGCGAUGGCACCAAGCUCGACUACAAAGCCUGGAGUGAAGAAUCUGAGUGUAUCAUAUCCAAGACAAGCCAUCAUUGUCACAGGUCAUCUGGCUUUUUCUUCGUGGUUUGUUUGCUCGGAUAUAGAUCAAUCUUGCAACACCCCAUUGCGCUGAUAACCAGUGGUUAAGUAGAGCCUGCAGCAAGACUCACAAUGUCGUCUGCAAGUUCCAGGCAUAGUCUGAAGAUGCGACUGUGUGAAGUCUGGAGAAGCAAGGAAGCCCCCACACCCCCACCCCUACCCCGCCUGCCGCAAUCUCUGCUCUGUACCCUGUCAUUCCAUGGAUGCUCUCUGUGGCUGGAUCUGGUUCUGCUGCUCCUGAUGGGCCAGAAGGUCCAAUAAAUUCUGCCUAGCAUGA
Crotalus tigris (Tiger rattlesnake) is the source of this 889-nucleotide messenger RNA. Its product is annotated as snaclec convulxin subunit beta. The transcript is spliced from 8 exons. The coding region runs from base 16 to 660 and encodes 214 amino acids. Gene Ontology annotation, molecular function: signaling receptor activity. NCBI's taxonomy places the organism in Eukaryota, Metazoa, Chordata, Lepidosauria, Squamata, Viperidae. The record is from RefSeq and is a predicted model, not a curated record.